AUGAACUCCAUCCAAAAGAUUAACGCCAUCAACCAGAAGGAAUUGGCGACAAACACAUCGUACAAAGCUUCGUGGCACUAUGACUACAGAGAUACAAACUACAUCUACAUAGGCAAUAUAGCAUCUGACAUCGAAGAAAAGGAUAUCAUCACCAUAUUCUCGCAGUAUGGAGUGCCGACCCAUAUCAACAUGAUCAAGGAUAAGGAGACAGGCAGACAUCGCGGGUUUGCCUUCUUGAAGUAUGCUAAUAUGAAGAGCUGUGUUCUAGCAGUAGACAACUUCAAUGGAGUAGUAGUCUAUGAGAGAAAGUUAAGAGUAGACCAUACCUACUACAAACUAAAGAAGGAUGAAAACGAAGACGAUUUUUUGAUAGACUACAGUGAAGUGAGAAAACAACAGCUGGAAAAGAAGGAGACGAAACGUAUAGAAGGAAAGAAACAAGAGUCUAUAACUGCAGUUUCUGAUACUAUAGAUGAUGAAUUUAAGGAUCCGAUGGCUGAUCACAUAGCGCAAGCUGCAAAUGAAGAUGAGGAGUUUAAGGAUCCAAUGGCUGACUAUGUUAAGAAGGAUAGCCACAAACGUCACAGAGAGCAUAGAUCCAGAGAACACAGGCAUCGACACCAUAGUCGUCAUGGGCACGAUCAUAGAUCUGAUAGGAAGUCAGAACAUACAUCAAGGGAUAGAAGCCCUACCAGAGAAUAA
Messenger RNA from Scheffersomyces stipitis CBS 6054, 702 nucleotides. Its product is annotated as U2 snRNP complex subunit. Gene Ontology annotation, cellular component: U2 snRNP; catalytic step 2 spliceosome; precatalytic spliceosome. The record is from RefSeq and is a predicted model, not a curated record. Bases 1 to 702 code for a protein of 233 amino acids. Gene Ontology annotation, molecular function: RNA binding. Gene Ontology annotation, biological process: mRNA splicing, via spliceosome. The transcript has a single exon. Lineage: Eukaryota; Fungi; Ascomycota; Pichiomycetes; Serinales; Debaryomycetaceae.